AUGCAAGGCACCUCUAAAACCCCCCAUGGAUGGCAAAUGGAACUAAUGGACUGUGUUGCAUCAUACAUGAAAGCCAGAUUUCAAGAGGAGGCCUAUCAUUGCCCAAUCAACAUUGGGAAAAAUUGGGGUGGAAAAACCUGCAAUGCAGAAGCUGCUGAGAGAUACACAGAAGUGACUGAGCCAUCCAUUCUGGUGACCAACUCAAAUACCAUCCAUGUAUGGUAUUUUCCAGAUGCUCUCAGCCCAAAAAGAAGGGCUGACAUAUGGAACUGCCUUCAUCUUCUGAAGGAACCACUGCAGGAGAGCAUAAAGGCUUCCCCACAGGCAUGGUGGACUGACAAGUCAUAUUUCUGCAAUAAUGCUGAGUUGAAAGGUGCCAUCAACCUGUUGCCUGCAUGGUUUCAACAGGGUCAUGGGGUGGAUGGCAGGGAAGCAUUGAUCUGCCUUGGCAAACAGGCAGAACAGUGGGUGGAUUCAGAUAUGAGCUUUAUACUGCCAAUAUGGAGCUCCACACAUAGCAGCAUGUCCAUGAUGGUGAAUUGGGCAACUUGUUAUCACAGGGAUAUCAAUGGAUGGGAUCCAUGGUAUGACAUGCUGGUAACUGUGGGCAACUACCUGCCCUUGGACCUUGUCAUUCUAAUGUUGAAUCUGCAGCUGUGCUACAACCCAGGGAUGAUCAUUGCAUUUUCAGGUUCAGCAUUGGAGCAUGGGGUGGGAGCUGUAGACAGUGACAGAGCAUGCCUGGCAUACUACAUGCAUGCCAAUGUACAUCAGUCAGUGCACAUUCCCAUGUGUCAAUCACUGCAGAUGGAUGACCUACUACCUAGACCAGUUGCAACUGGAGAACUGUUGGUUUGA
Pisolithus orientalis is the source of this 858-nucleotide messenger RNA. RefSeq lists its product as uncharacterized. The record is from RefSeq and is a predicted model, not a curated record. The coding region runs from base 1 to 858 and encodes 285 amino acids. Lineage: Eukaryota; Fungi; Basidiomycota; Agaricomycetes; Boletales; Pisolithaceae. The transcript has 5 exons.